AGAAUCAAUGCGGUAGAGGAUUCCUCCCCAGCAUUUUCGAGGAAGUCUGAGGCAAUUAGUUCAGUCAGUAGACAGCCUGCAGCCAGCCAGUCUAGGCUGCUCCCAAGGACUAGCGGAGGAACCAAGAAAGGAGAGCGGCUGCAGUAAUUCCCUAGGAUCUCUGCAGUUUGGGGACUUCGAAAGAGAGAGAGAAACAGUUUGGGGGAGGCUGUGUGGUUUGCGGGUGGGCGAUUUUGAAAUUUUGGAGGGAGGGGGAAGAUAGUAUUGCAACUCCCCCCCCCCCGCCACCUCUUUCCCCAAGAGGAGUUUUUGAGCGAGCGCUUGCUUGUGCGCGCGCGUUUUCCUUGGGGGUUUCGGCUUGUUUGCUUGUUCCAUAUUUUCCCCCCCGUCGGUGGAGCGAUGGGCUUCGAGCUGGACCGCUUCAGCGGCGAGGUGGACCCGGACCUGAAGUGCAACCUGUGCAACAAAGUGCUGGAGGACCCUCUGACCACCCCUUGCGGCCACGUGUUCUGCGCCGGCUGCGUGCUGCCGUGGGUGGUGCAGCAAGGCAGCUGCCCGGUGAAGUGCCGCCGCAUGUCGGCCAAGGAGCUCAACCACGUCCUGCCCUUGAAGAGCCUCAUCCUCAAGCUGGACAUCAAGUGCGCCAACCGGGCGCGCGGCUGCGGCGCCGUGGUCAAGCUGCAGCACCUGGCCGAGCACGCCGAGGCGUGCGGCUACUCGGCGGCCCGCUGCCGCCACCGGGGCUGCGCCGAGGUGCUCAACGCGCGCGACGUGGAGGCGCACAUGCGCGAGGCCUGCGCGGCCCGCCCGGCCGGCUCCUGCGAGCGCGGCUGCGGCUUGGCGCUCACGCACGGCGAGCGCCAGGCCGGCUCGCACUGCUGCCUGCAGGCGCUCAAGGCGCACGGCGCCGCCCUGCAGGCGCAGCUGGCCGGCCUGGAGAAGGAGCUCAAGAAGGAGGCGCUGCGCGCCGGCAAGCGGGAAAAGGCGCUCCUGGCGCAGCUCUCGGCCGCCCAGCUCGAGCUCCAGGUGACGGCGCUGCGCUACCAGAAGAAGUUCACCGAGUACAGCGCCCGGCUCGACUCCCUCAGCCGCAGCCUCGCCGCCUCGACGCCCAACAAGGUGAAUCCGCACGGAGGCCCGCCUUGGCCCCAGCAUCGCCCUUCCUGCCUGCUCCCCGCCCCCCGCCAGCCACUCGCCCUCCAUCCUCUCUCAGGCGCAGCAAAGAAUCCCGCGGCAUCCUGAACAGGCUGCGCCGGUUUCUUUGGGGCAGACCUCCCCCUGCGCUUCGGUGGCUGAAGCGCCCUCUCGCGCCUCUGAGGAAGCAAGUGGCCCCGGCAGGCUCCCCUCUCUCGCACGCACCCCGGAUGGGACAGCUGCAUGUUCCUGCAUUGCAGGGAGUUGGACUGGGUGAUUCUCAGGGUCCCUUACGUGAUUCAGAUGCGUUAGUCUGGAAAUGAGCUGGGAUAGUCGUGGCUUCCAGCUCCGCGUUGGGCAAAAAAGAUGAUUGCGUCGCGGGGGGAUUGGGCUAGAAUGACCCCCCUUGGUCCCUUCCAACCCAGUCAAAACUUUGGCAUCCCACAGAGGGGCAAAACACAGAAGGGUAAAUUACCAGCAACAAUAAUUAGGGGUCUUGUGACAUCUUGAUUUUAUGUUUUAAGUUGCCACAAGCCCCCUGGUUGCUGUUGUUGCUGGUAGUCAUCCUUCUGCCCCCCCCCCCAUUGCCACAGUUUUUGGGUCACAGGACCCAGCGUUUGCGCAGUAAUGCAAGGAAUCAUGCUUCUAGUUUUGACCCUUUUAAAUAAUUCCAUAAACAGAAUGCUGCAGGGUGCGUUUGCAUCCUCCCUUCUUUACACCUCCCAUAUUCAGACCCCUGGUAAGGCAGUUCCAGGACCCCUACGGGAUCUCUGAGAAUGUGUCAUUCAUCACAUUCAGGCGAAAGCUAGAGAUUUGGCACUGAUGUUUUAGUGAGAGUAAAUACCCCUUUGGAACAAGCACAACAAAAGGAGAAGCAGCUCCCGGUCCCAAGUGCCAGACUUUUGGCAUCCUGUGGUGAAAGUUGUGUUUGUGUGUGUGUGUGUAGAUAGGUUCCGGGCAGACAGAAGGUAGGGGAGGAGACAGGAUUUUUGUUGUUUAUUUUCUUCUCUUUUCCUCAUUAGUAAGGCUUGGGAGUCUGCUAAGUGGUCAAAUCUGUCCCCCGCUUUCCCCUUUGAAAUCUAUUUUUUUGCCUGCCUGCCCUCCCCCCAUCUCCACCUCCCUCUCUCUCCCUUUGCUUACAGACAUGUCUGUCAGCUGCAGCUUCAGCCAGCUGGAAGGCUCAACAUGAAGGGCAAAUAUUUACAGCUAAGCUGCUCACCACUAACUUGGGAGAAACAGGACCUGCCUAGGAAAGGAGGGCUACAGAGAGAGGAGGGGGAAGGAGAGUACUAUCAAAACAUAAGUGAACUUAUACCAAGUUCCCAUGUUCACUGUGCUACAUUUUAAAAAUGAAACAGAAUUCUUCUCAUAACCGUGACAACUGGCCUCUUGGGCAGUCUUUCAGGUGCUACAUUGCGGGGUUUGUUUACUGCAACAUCCGUGUGUGUUUAAACACUUUAGUAUUUCCUCUCAAACAUGGAUGAGUGCUGUUUUUUCCCCUGGAAAGCGUUUUCAUACUUUUCCAACGCACUCUUCCCACUCAUGGCUACAUUUGAUAGAUUUAGUGUUUGAGUCUUGUUUGCAUGUUUUGGUCAGAGAGAAAGAAAAACAUUAGAAGUUGUAAAUUGGGAGGCACAGAAAAUAAGUCUGUUGAGGAAAUCCAGGUCACAAUUUCUUUUCCACUCUCCCUCGCCCCUUAAAAGGGGACUUUUAUGAACCCCAAAUGGGUGGUUUUUUUCCUGAAUUCAACGUUGAUUUUGAAUCUCUGUUAGUAACCAGGAUCAUAGAAUAAGGAUGCUCCCUGACCUGAAAGCUUUCUAAAUGUGAAUUGCUAAAUAACAUAUUAUUUCUAGAAGAGGCUUAGCUUGAGCAUAAGGUCGCUAGGAUCAGCCAUUACAGAAUAUGCACAGAAUUUAAAAUCUUUAAAACUUGCUCUUAUUUCCCAGAAUAAUAGAGCUCAAUGCCAGUGUACUUGCAGGAUAGAUGCAACACUCUUCAGACUGAUAGUUCUCCCACCUUUUCUUUUAAAAAAAUAUCUCUACAGAUUUUAGAGAAUGGGUUUUUGCACCUUUCAUGGGCAUCUUAUGCCAAUGGACAGCAGUUCUUUCAGUUAGAAAGUGUUUUCUGGUGUCCAACUUAAAUCUCUUCUGUCUCACCUUCAGAGAGGGUGGAAUUGGCUAUCCAUAUGCAUAGAAACAACCUGGGAUAGCUCCGUUGGUAGAGCGUGAGACUCUUUAAGUUCAUGGUCAUGGGUGUGAGCCUGAUGUUGGACAAAAGAUUCCAAUUUCAGGGGGAUUGGACCAGAUGAACCUCAUGGCCCUUUACAACUCUACGAUGCCAUGAUUAUUAUUAGCUUCUAAGCCCUAUGCAGAUGUUCCAAAACCAGCUGCAAUCAUUGUAUGGGGAAGGGAGUAGGAUUGCCCCCCCCAACUUCCCCUGUCCCCAACCCCAAUGUAUUGAUUACCCCUUGAGUACAAGCCUACAAGUUGUAUGCGCAUAUCUGUAGAAGUCCUCCUGUCUAUCAGUAUGUUCCUUCUGCCCUUUGUUCACAUUGCUGGCCCUUAUCCUAUUAUGCCUGUGAUGCUGAUAGGUAACAUCACUUCUACAACCUGAGCUGGCCUUUUCUACAUAUUGUUGCGUUGCUGACUUCACCCUCAUUCAAAGCAGAUCCUGAAACGGUUCUCCUUUUAUGAGAUCCUGCUGCUUGGGUGACAGUGCCAAAGUGUUGCUAGUUCCUUCUGCUAGUGCUGAGGUCUGCACUCAGCCCCUACCACUGGCGCAUGAAUAUUCAUUGUUUAUCCAUCUGCUAAUGGCUAUCUUGCAGAGGUGGUAUGUCCCUGCCCUUACCCCCUGUGUUACAGCAACCGUUUCAAAUGUCUUCCUUGUUUGCUUGGAAUAAAGACUGCACUUUACUUACAUUGGUGCACACCAUCACUGUAGAUAAAGUUGACUCACAUUGGGGUGCUGAUUUCCACUGGGUUCCUGCUAGGAUGCCCCUUCCUGAUGUGAAACCAGUGUCUGGAUACCCAUGAGAGUGUGAAAUGCACACAGCUUCCUUAAUUUCCCUGUGCCCUAAGCACUUGAAAUUUUUCAAGCCUGAUUCUGCAAUUCACAGUUGCUAAGGAAGCAAGCUGUGUGCAUCUCAUAGUAUGUUUUUGUGAGUGUCCAGACAUGGAGUGAUCUCAUCACUGGAAUAUGUAAUGUCUGAAUCAACUUUUGGUCUUUGUAACUGUUCUGUGGCAUUAUUAGAUUACUCAACUGGGUGUUUUAGUUGCUAUAAAAAAAAAAAAGCACAUAGCCCCCCAGAUAGUGUCUACAGUAUGCAGUGCAAUGUUUUCAUCAGAUUUAUGGACACAGCUGGUUAACAUGACUGUUUGUUUUCAGGCUGUCCACAAAAAGGCUGUUAUGCACUUUUCAGAAAAAGGCAGCGUGUAAUCUGCAGAAAGCCAAAAGGUGUCAUGUCACCACAAAACUGUGGUGUAGUGCUCAAUCAAUUACAUGUCUUUCACAGCCAUUCGGGCAACUUUCCAAGAUUAACAGUUUCAGCCAGAAGAAGUGCAAUUACAAAAUAUACAUCUUUGUGCGCUGGAGAAUUGUGAAGGAAGACCAGCACGGGGAUUGUCCUGCCACAUGGCUUGCUUCGCUGGCGUGUGUAUGGGGAGGGAAUGGCUUGCUUCCAGUAUUUUGAUCCCUGGAUUAUUUAAUCAGACAGCGAUGUCAACAUAGUUGUGUGCUGCAAAGGGCAAAGGAUAUAAGCAAGUGGCCAGGCAUGCACACUGGGCUCAGGGAUUUUGUAGAUUCCAAAAUAUUCAGGCUAGCUGUAGCACCUAAUAUAAAACAGUGUCAUUCAAUAGAUUCAACCGCUAUGGUCUUGUGACAUCAAAACCCAACUUGGGAAUUUGUAUUGGGAGAAUUUUGCGAACAUCUUAAUGUCCUUAGGUUCUUAUCUCUAAUCAGAUGCCUAAAUCCUACAGAUGAUUUGGAGCUUCCACUUCCAGCAACUGUGGUUUCCUGCCCAAGACAAGCAGGACAAGACCAUUUUACUGCUGCUUUGAAAACCUUUAUACCAAAUAGUUAGUUCAAGGCUUACUGAAAAGAGGCACAUCUAUAGUGCCAUGCAAUCGUGCUUUCUCGCUUUGUCUUAAGGCAGCCCUGUUCAGGGAAGUUUUUAAUCUGUGAUAUUUUACUGUAUUUUUGGUUUCUAUGGAAGCCGCCCAGAGUGGCUGGGGAAACCCAGCCAGAUGGGCGUGGUACAAAUAAUAAAUUAUUAUUAUUAUUAUUAUCUAAGACCAACAACUUGUACAUUCUGCCAUUUAAUAUCUAGCAGUGAGAAAUAUUAGUCAUACAAUACAUGGCUGUCCUGGCAUGAUUGGCGGUUCCAGUGCCAUGCUAUAUGCUAAGCCGUUGUGCUGGUACUGCAGUCAUGUUUCUCCGUCUUGGGCACAGCAUGACUUCUAGGGUUGAGCCACUUUGUUAUUUCAGCUUUUAGUCUGUGUUAACGGUUUCUGGUACCAUGUUCACAUGUCCCUUUUUUUUAUUAUCUAGAAGUAUUUCUGCCUGUGCCGUCAGUGCAAAGAAACCCUCGCAAAUUGAUUUUUAGGGAGAUGGUAGAACCAAUGAUAUGAGGUACUUGGAGGAGGGAGUGCUAAGUGGACUUGGCACGUGACGUGACGAGUGAAUUUUAAGGAACAACAGAAUCUAGAGGGUUCUUUGAUUCAUAUAUCUUUCAGGCACAUCUAGCCAGGGGAAAAGUCUGAUAGCUGAGGUGUUCCAAACUAUUCUAAGUCUGCAAUUCAAUGACAUGGAAGCAGUCUCCAUUUAACUCAGUGGAGGUUACUUCAGGAUUGCAUUCUAAGGGCAGUAUACUUACCAUUUAAUUGGAUCCCAACCAUUUAAUUGGAAGCAGAACUUUCCCACUUUCUGUGUACAGUAGGCCCUCUGGAUACGAACUUAAUUCAUUCCGAGGGUCCGUCCGCAACCUGAAAAGUCUGUAUCCAGACUUUUCUGCGCAUGCGUGUGUGGUGAAACCCGGAAGUAUAAACUUCCAGGUUUGCCACACUAGCAAGCUGAAGUUUACGUAUCUGGAAGGAUACGUAAGUAGAGGUACAACUGUACUUAAAUGGUGCUUCCCCUGCCCCUCCCACUUCCUAAACAGCUAUUACUUGCAACUGGUAAAUUACCCAGAAACCUUCUGUGACUCAGUGGUGAAACUGAACCUAUUGUUUGAGAAUCAGUUUGCUAACCUAUUCUAAUGGGAUUGGCUGAGAAAUGAGCAAAGUUACGUUUUUACUCAAGAAGUAAGAACACUCCCAGUGUUCAGAAUCAAAUGUAGAAGCUCCAAAAUAUUCUAGCUCCAAAAUAUUCAGCUGGGAUCUGAAGCAAUUUCCAGAAUUAUGUUUAAGAGCUUGACUCAGCUGUGGGUAAGCAGCAUGCCAGAACAAUCAGAUUUUUUGUAGAAUCAGAUGAUCUGAGCUGGGUGGGGUUAAGCAUGACCAUUUGCAAUAAAAUGCUUUAAAAUAAUAAUAAUAAUUUAGAGUGACAGUGGUAAGUUGUAAAGGAGGCGACUUUUUUAAGAGCUGUUAUUUAAAAUGGCAUUGAUAUCAAGAUGUGAAUUUCAAAAGGGCUGUUGGAGCAACAAGUUGUUAGUCCCUUGUGUCGUGGUGCUUUAGAAGCACAUCUGCUAGAAUUAUCACCCAGUUUCCUCCCUUGCAUUACUGUGCUAAAAUGCAAACAGCGGAUCAGCUAUGGAUGUGCAUGGCAAGCUAGCAGAAAUCUUUUUAAAUGCUUAGGAAGUUUGUUUGUUUUUAACUGCCAAAUAUUGUGAUGAUUUUUAUUUUUAUUUUUUAAACUAGCUGGUUGAUGCAUUGCAGAUCUUUCUAUUUCUCACUCAUCCCCACCAUUCUUCUUUUGCUGAGAAACAAUCCAAAUCAAGAAUAGUAAUGGAAACCUUUUUUCUUCAAACUUUAAUUACAGCUACCAUCCUGAGUGCAGUCACAGGGUUUUGUGACAAUAACAUUCUUAUGUUUCCAUUUCUGAACUUAUUAGACCUUAAAAGUGGCCUCGCAGGACUGGAAGUUUUUGCCUUGAAAUAUUAUCUGCCGUCUGGGCCAGGGGGUUUCCGGGAAAACAGUUUCACCUUUUACUCCACUGCUCUCCUUUUAGAAGAGUUGAGCAUGCUAGAAAGCCAGUUAAAGGCAACAAGAGAAAAGAAAAGAGCCGGGUAUUUCUUGAGGCUGAUUUUUGAUGCACAAUCCUGUAUAUGCCCACUCAGAAGUCUUAAGUCUCAUUUAGUUCAACUGGGCUUACUACAAGGUACAGUAAACUCGAAACCUAUGUGGGGUUGUGUUCCAGGGAUAGAGCACAAAGCCCAAAUCUUGUAUAGUCCAAACUCAUUCGAUGCAAUGGUGGUUGGGAUUGCCAAAAUCUUAUUUCCUGGAUGCCUGACCCCUUUCUAUUUUGU
Messenger RNA from Podarcis lilfordi (Lilford's wall lizard), 7594 nucleotides. The record is from the annotation of a GenBank genome assembly. Lineage: Eukaryota; Metazoa; Chordata; Lepidosauria; Squamata; Lacertidae.